This is a messenger RNA of Branchiostoma floridae (Florida lancelet), 2972 nucleotides long. Its product is annotated as gamma-2-syntrophin-like. The transcript has 18 exons. NCBI's taxonomy places the organism in Eukaryota, Metazoa, Chordata, Leptocardii, Amphioxiformes, Branchiostomatidae. The record is from RefSeq and is a predicted model, not a curated record. Bases 240 to 1769 code for a protein of 509 amino acids. Gene Ontology annotation, cellular component: intracellular anatomical structure; dystrophin-associated glycoprotein complex. Gene Ontology annotation, molecular function: protein binding; structural molecule activity.
CUGCUCCUGACCCGAACCCGUAGCUCGUAAGCGUGAAUCACAGACGUAGUACCGCUAGCGGCCCGCUCGCAACAUACCCGCGUCCGCUCUGCAAACUUCACCUCACGGGAAUCAUUCUCCUCAGGAUUUACUCGACGAGAAAGGAAACAUGUUACACAGGCGACUGUGAGCUGUGAAGAACUCUCUCUGGGAUUGCACGAGGAAUUUUAAGAUUCUCUCCAAAGUGUCGUCUGAUAAACAUGGCGGGAGAAACUCCACAGAGCGUGGAAGUGGUGAAAGUGGGUUUCCUUGGCCUGAGUGACGGGAAGCGCGAGCCUGAGAUUGUGCGGGUACAGCUGACAUCAGACAGCCUGGUACUGCAGCGGGAGGAGACAGUGUACGGGAACUCACUGGCUGCUAUAAGCUCACAGGUAAACAACUUUGAUAUUGACAGCAACAGAGAAAGAUCAGUUAUCCUCAGAAGACAAAAAUCAGGAGGUCUUGGACUGAGCAUUAAGGGUGGCGCAGAGCACAACAUCCCUGUCCUUAUAUCAAGAAUAUUCAAGGACCAGGCCGCUGAUCAGACAGGCCAACUUUUUGUUGGUGACGCAAUAAUCAAGGUUAACGGUGUCAACGUAGAACAUUCAACACAUGAUGAUGUGGUCCAGCAUUUGAAGAACUCUCCAGAUGAUGUCAAGUUAACCGUUAGAUACUACAGAGCAGCGACACCCUACCUAAGAGCACCGGCCAAGCGGUCCAGAUACUCGUCUGAAACGUGUAACGGGAACGCCACUGUGGCAGAGAACGACACCAGCAACUCCGAAUGGAAGACACCGCCCAGAAGUCCGACAGUACCGUUGACGGGAGGCCGUUACGAGAAACGUUGGACCAACAUCCUGACCAUCCCCCUGGCUAUGGCGGCGCUCACCAAGUAUCAAACUGGUACAGACAAGCUCAGACCGAACUCGUUCGAGGUGUGGGGCGGAGACGGCGUGACGUCGGCCGUGCUCCACUGUAACGAUGUCACGGAGGUCUCGGACUGGUGCCGGGUCAUCACCACCGCCAUCGCAGCUGCUAACGCAACUUUCAUAAAAAUCUCAAACGACACUGCAUCCCCCUUACACCAGAUCACCCACAUGGGAUGGAUGAGUGAGCGGAUAGGUGCCUCCAAGAGCUUCCAGAACUGGAAACCCAGAUUUGUGGCACUCAGGGGGGAGGACAUGUUCAUCAUGGACACCCCUCCGGUUAGCCAGAGAGACUGGGUGAGGUGUGACCGGAUGUACAAGCUACAUGAGCUCAUGUGUAAAAUGAACAGGGACCAGGAAGUUUUAGACGACAGACUGUACUGUCUGGGUGUGCAGCUUUCCACAGGAGAGUCCUGCUACCUUAGUGUGGAGACUAAAGAAGAGUUAACUCUGUGGUUAGGAGCUAUACAGACUGCUACACACCAUGCUGUCAGGAUUAUAGGGAGGAAAACUUUUGGAGUGAGCUGGCAGAGGAGACUGUCUGCACUUACUCUUGACUUCACUUCUGGCUUUACUCUGUACGAUGGGGAAAAUAAGACAGUGUUAUGGACCUACAAGUUCUCCCAGCUGAAGGGUUCCUCAGAUGACAACAAGUCUAAAAUCAAGCUCCUGUUCCAGUCCCCCAACCUCAGGCACAUAGAGACACAGGAGCUGGAGUGCCCCAGCCUGCAGGCUCUCCUCUUCAGUAUGCACGCCUUCCUGUCCGCCAAGCUCGCUGCCGUCGACCCCAUGUUUGUACGCAGUCUCGCCAACAUGGCGGUCUAACCUUAUAGUUACCACUAACCUCCUGUGCAGACAUUGUGGUUGGCUGGCAGUUUUCUGUGGCUUUUUUGCACGGCAGUUUUCUUACCACUUGUGUGUUCUAAUAUCGGAGCUUGAGCACUUCUAGGGUUGGCAUAUCAAUCAAGUUCGGCCAUGUCGGGAAAUGCGAGUGAUCAGAAAACAGUACAAGAAAGCCACAGAAAAACACCAAGAAUGUCUGCACACUGGCAGCCCCUUUUCUCUAUCUGAAUCAGGACUUGUAGCUGAUAAUAAUCUUUUACAAUCAUGUAACUUGAUUAUGCUGUUAAUUGAUAUUCCCACCACAAUGGGAAGUUUGGAUCAUCAACUUUUAGUGAAGGUUUCUUUUUCCCUCACACGUUUUUUAAAUUUGCACAAUUCAAGAUUUUAAAUUAAAGCUCCAAAUUGUAAAAAAAAAAAAAGAGAUUAAUACAGCAUAAAGUAUGUUGUUCAAAAUGAAUCUACAUUUGUACAUGUAUGCUUUUUUGCUCCAAGUUUUGGGGUCCAAACAGUGAACGUUAUUCAUGAAAUCAAACUUAUUUCUUACCAUUAAAACAACUGGUGUUGGCUGGUCUUAUACGCUUGUAAUAAGCUGAACUUUUACUAAGUGUACAGAGAUCCUUGUACAGUCUUUGUACAGCAGACAGUAUUUUUGCUAUAAUCGUCUAAAAAAACAGAACUAUCCAAAGUGCACUCUACUCAGAUACCCUCAAUAUUGCAUUAUUCUAGAUCCCUUCUGAUAAAAGGUACUAGUAACAAAAAUUUUGUUCUGCGAAAGUAAUUUUAUAAGUGUACCAUGACAGUACUAUUGUGAUGUUAUUCUGGUCCUAUUUUUGUCUUGUCUUCUCCAAAGGUUGUUUAAUGUUUGUGGCAGACAUAUCUAACCUCGUAAAAAUAAUCCUAUCAUAGUUUUUAACAUCAUACAUGUAAAACUGUUGAUAUAGUGAUAGUUUUAAUAUAUUAUAACAUUUUUGUAAUUGUUAUGCUAUUAAAUGAUGUAUUGUAUUUUGUGUAAUGCUUUUAAAUGUAACUAAAAUGUCUUUUUAUUAAUAUACAUUGUAACAAUUAUGCCAGAAUAAGAUUUUAGACAAAUGCAAAUUGUGUGCACAGAUUUUUCUUCAGAAUCAGUCCUUUAGAGAAUAAGACACUUAUUUUGACUCCAUAAGCUAAUUAAAGCUACAGUUUCUA